Colletotrichum scovillei is the source of this 2378-nucleotide messenger RNA. Its product is annotated as major facilitator superfamily transporter. Gene Ontology annotation, biological process: transmembrane transport. Gene Ontology annotation, molecular function: transmembrane transporter activity. The record is from RefSeq and is a predicted model, not a curated record. Gene Ontology annotation, cellular component: membrane. Lineage: Eukaryota; Fungi; Ascomycota; Sordariomycetes; Glomerellales; Glomerellaceae. The transcript has 12 exons. The coding region runs from base 762 to 2378 and encodes 538 amino acids.
AGACCACCUCUUAACAUGCAGGGCUGGGGAAGUGAAAAAGUAUUCCAAUAGUCAACGGGCGUGGCGCCUUGUUGCUAGUAGAAGGGCAUGCGAGCUGAACGCUUGCUUGAUUAUUGCCCAUCAAGCCUUGAGCGUCGGGCUCUCGCCGACACGAACAUGCAAGAAGCCGCAUGGAGUAAUACAUUGCGGUGGAAUUGCGACAGUAAAACUGCAUGUUCAAUAACCACAAAAUCCGGCGACGAGGCGUGUGCGGAGAGUCGCUGGUGCUUAUCUGGCCGUGGCUCGCGUUGGGCGUAUUACGUCUUCUCCCCUGUCAAUGUCGCAAGGUCGCCGUCAACGCCCCUCUGGAUUUCGGCACAGAUAGCCGGCGCUACUUUGACCGACGGACAGUCUCCGACCAAGAACCACGAAGGCCUUUCGAAAAAGCUGGAUUCUGUACAAUACACAUCUAAGGAAUAGCCCUCGAACCCUUUACGGAUAGCAUGCAACGUCGUGAAUCGUAGUCAACCCCCUCAGUCCGAGGUCGUCGGGAUGCUCCACCAGCACACCACACCACGCGAAGCACGUCUUCGCCUCUUAAUUUGAUAUCAUCAUGAAGGAUUCGCGGGUCUUUGCCGCAGGUAUUUCUUGUUGGUUCAUAUAAGUACACCAGCAAAAGGUUGUCGAGUUUUCUCGACGCCAAGUGGAAUCCUCUUGCGUAGACCCUGCUCCUAAAAGACUUGAGUUUUUGUAGCUUAUCGUUGGACUGCAACAGAACCAAAAUGGGCGUUCCAGAGCAAAACCCAAUACCAAUUGCGGCUGAAUUGCCUCCGGCCCAGCAAAAAGACGACGGCUCCGGAUCUGAAAGUGUUAUUACACCGGCCGCGAGCAAUCGAAAGGAUGAUAUUGAUCCCAAAGACGAGAGGGCUUUCCUUUGGCGCCUGGAUCUGUUCUUCUUGACAAUUGGUUUCUUGGGUUACAUGUUUAAAUACAUUGACCAGACAAAUAUCAGCAAUGCAUACGUCUCAGGGAUGAAAGAAGACAUCAACCUCUUGGGGAACGAGCUUAACUACUUUACGACAUUCUUCAACAUCGGGUACAUGAUCAUGCUGUAUCCUUCAUGCAUCAUCAUCUCCCACUUUGGCCCCUCGAAAUGGCUGCCAGCAUGCGAACUCAUCUGGGGUAUCCUCACAUGCUGCCUGUCACUUGUCACCAGCGCGAAGCAGGUUUACGGCCUUCGUUUCCUCAUUGGCUUCUUUGAGGGCACUGCUUGGCCCGGUUACUUUACCCUCAUCAGCCAGUGGUACAUGCCCCACGAGGUCGCCCUACGCAUGAGUCUCUACAACAUUGCUCAGCCAGCUGGGGCGAUGCUUUCGGGCGCGAUGCAAGGGGCGCUUUCAACAAACUUUGAGGGUCUGCAUGGACGUUCUGGCUGGCGCUGGGCGUUCAUAAUCAAUGGUGUUUGUACCAUAGCCGUAGCUCUCGCUGCGUUUUUCAUUCUCCCCGGCUACCCCGAACGCCCGAAUCCCCUUGCAAAGUUCUACUUAAAGCAAAAGCACAUUGAUAUUGCCCUUGCCCGUGCUCGCAGGGUCGGCCGCAAGCCUCAGAUUGGCAUCACGAUCAAAUCUUUCGUUCGAUGUUUCAGCUUCUGGCAACUAUGGGCCUUCGCUAUCGCGUGGCCCAUCGGCGGCAACUUUACGCCAGCCAGUUACUUCAACUUAUGGCUCAAGUCUUUGAAGAACGCAGAUGGAUCGGUCAAAUACUCUGUUGCCAUGCUCAACUACUUGCCCAUCAUCGGCCAAGCCGUCCAACUCGUGGCAGAGCUGCUCUUCAGUGGUCUCAGUGACUACUUUGGUGUUCGACUGCCAUUCUUACUUCUGCAUUCAGUAAUCAUCUUGGAUCUUCAGACUUCAUCUUGCUUGGCUAAUAUCACGCAGGUCAUCAACAUCACUUCACAGAUCAUCCUCAUCAUACGACCCAGUAACCAACAAGCCUAUAUGGCUGGCUGUGUCUCCACGAUGCUUCUCUGCUCAUGGGCGUCCGCCCACCUCCAAGGCGAGCCCGAGGUGCGUACCGUCCUCUUCGCCAGCGGAACCGUCCUCGCCUACAUCAUGAGCGCCUUCAUCCCCAUUGUCGCGUUCCCGGCAUCCGAGGCCCCGCACUGGCGUAUCGGCGCGAAGCUCUACCUCGCCUUUGCCUUGGUUUCGGCUGUCAUUUUCGUUGGGAUUCACUUUGCUUUCAAGUGGGAGGAGAAAAAGAAGGCGAAGGAGGCGGUCAAGGAAGGUUCGACUGGCGAGCCUGAUAAUGCGCAUUCGGGUGUCAAGUCUGUAGAUAGUGGGGAGAUUUCUAGCACUGUUGCUGGUGAAGAGGCUUUGGGAAAGUUUCAAGACAAGCCCUGA